Sorghum bicolor (sorghum) is the source of this 4756-nucleotide messenger RNA. Its product is annotated as protein RRNAD1. The coding region runs from base 61 to 1731 and encodes 556 amino acids. The transcript has 15 exons. Lineage: Eukaryota; Viridiplantae; Streptophyta; Magnoliopsida; Poales; Poaceae. The record is from RefSeq and is a predicted model, not a curated record.
CCAAGACGGCCCAACAGGAGAGCUCUGCUUUCUCUCACCGCCUGUCUUCCCCCGCGCGCGAUGGCGGCGACUCCGGCGAGCGGCGGCGGCGGCGCGUACUCGUGCGAGACGGCGGAGCGGACCCGCGAGUGGAUGGAGGCCCUGGCCGACUUCCUCCGCCGCCACCGCCCGCUCCUCGAGGCCCACGUCGUCAACUUUUUCAAGGGCAGGUUGUGGGAGCUAGUGGACGCCGAGUGGAUGGAGUGCCUCCGGCGGGAGCCCGUCGAGAGCUUGCUCAAGCUGCCAUCCGGAUGCGUCCAGGAGCACUGGCCUGCUACACUGCGAGAGUUUGUGCUUACUGCUAGGUCGCUUGUCAUUCCACGGGAGCAGAAGGCUCCGCAAUCGCUUGUAUCUGAUAUUCAUGUAGCCCCAAUUGGCACUGUUCUUGCUCAAGGCAUGAACUCAAAGAAGAAGCAUGAAAUUGAAAAUCUAGCUGCAGUGGUUCAUGCAAUUGCAAAGAGGUGUGGAGCCAAGACAGUGAUUGAUGUAGGUUCUGGCCAGGGUUAUCUGGCACAGUCUUUGUCUUUUGAGUACCAACUCCCUGUUGUAGCGAUAGAUGCUUCAUCACACCAUGCAUCAGUUACAAUGGCCCGUGCAGAGAGAAUAAAGAAGCACUAUGCUGCUAAAUGUGUGGAGAAGCAACUGCUCAUGGUACCUAGGACUGUCACCUGUCAUGUUCUUUCUAGUGACACAUUGGCAGCAGUCACGUUAGAUGCAUGUAAGGAUGACCAUGGAGGUGAACAUGUGAGAGAAACUAAGGCAUCUACUAAGAAAAUCACUCAAAUCCAGGAACUAACUCAGGGCAGCCCUCCAUUAAUCCUAGCUGGUCUUCAUGCAUGUGGUGAUCUUUCAGUUAACAUGCUAAGGUUGUUGUUUGCGAAAGUUUUUGUGUCCUGCGAACAAGUAAAAGCAUUGGUAAGUGUUGGCUGCUGUUACAACUUGCUUUCUGAGGAUUCUAAUGAGGACACAGACACCUGCCCUGGUUUUCCUAUGAGCAAGGCUGCCAAACUGUCUGAAUUGGUGCUUGGGAAAAGCAUCCGUGACCUUGCUUGUCAGAGCGCAGAGAGAUGGAGAAAUCUUACCAUGGACAUCGCACUGCAAAAUUUUGAUGUACAUGCCUUCCGAGCUGCAUUUCAAAUGGUACUUGAGAAAUAUUUUCCAGAAGUCUCAAGGUUGAGUCCAUCAAUUGGAAGGCAAGGAAAAGCUCUUCGACGUCAGAGGCUUCGGAAAGUUGUGGAAUCACAAAUGACUACAGAGAAAACUGAUAAUUUCUCCUCUUCAACUUUAAAGGAACAAAACAAGAACACAAAUGAUGUUGAUUCAGUCAUACAUGGAGUUGACACAGGGCCAGAUGACAUCCAUCAUAAUGCAUGUCAAAAGUUCACCCUAUUCAAAGAUUUCACAUUAUCUGGAUUAGGUCGCCUUGGCUGUGGCUCAGUGGAAGACUCACGUCUUCUUGAAAUAUGGAAGGACGUGCAACCCUUCUCUGAAUAUAUAGGUCCCUUUUGGUGCCUUCGAGCUGCUUUGGGUCCACUGGUGGAAACAUAUAUUUUACUUGAUCGGUUAUUGUAUCUUCAAGAGCGAAGCAACCUAGUUGAAGCGAUGCUGUUUCCUCUGUUUGAUCCUACCAUUUCUCCAAGAAACAUGGCCGUAAUUGCUUGGAAGUUAUCUGCAAAUUCUUCAGAAGCAUGACAUGGUAAAUCUUCUGAUGCCAGGAUAUGCAGUUGAUGGGAUGGUGUGUUGGUACGAAACUAUCAGCCAGACUAUUGUCUUAUGGCAGAACUUGUUUGUUCAUUAGAUUUAGACACAGUUAUUGUACUUGCUGUCCUCCCGUAUAAAAAAACCCACUGAAGAUACUCUUAUCUUUGAAAUUGUGAGGGCAAUGCAUUUCCCUUUCAAAUCACCUGGUACAUGUCUUACUUACCCCCUGAGCUUGUCUAUAUAUACUUCAUCCGCUUCUUUGCUGCAACCUAGCUUCUCCCAAAGUAUAUUUUGCUGCUUGUGUGAUGUUCAGAUCUUGCAAGAAUGUGGCAGGCUAUGUAGCCUACUUGAGACUUUCAGUAUUUCUGCACAGGUAAGAAAGAAAAACUCAAGUAGACAAGAUCUUGCAAAUCUAGUUGCAGGAAUGUGCAAGAUAUUGCCCUCGAAGAGUGUGCCUUUAUCCACUAAAUUCUAGGUCAACAAUCUAUAUCGAUUCCAUGUCCUUUAGUGCUUGCUUGUUUUUCUGAAGUGAUCAUGAAACAAGUUGCUAUGGAACAUUAUCUCUCCUGCAAUAUGUGUAUACAUGCAAAAACUUGUGACAUUAUCACUCAUUAUUGUUACUGCUUGCUAGUUACUCCCUCCAGUUCCAUAAUUCUUUGUCAUUUUGGGCAGCGACAAUGUCUCCAAAACUUAGCUUUGACUAUAAUUUUCUAUUACUAGAUACAAGAUCAACAAAUAUAUAUAAUUUCAUUGAGGUACUUUUAAGACUAAUCUGUACAUGUGUCUUGGUGCCUUCAAACUAAGUAUUUGAGAAGUCAUUGAUAGUCAAAGUUUUAAAAGUUUAACCUGAACCUUGUCCAAACAACAAUAAUUAUGGAACCGGAGGGAGUAAUAGGUAUAUGUAGAGUGGAAUGAUCUUUACUUCCAUAUUAUCCACCUGAAAGAAAAAUGACAUUCAGACAAUAGAAACAAGAGAGGAUUUUUAUUCAGGUACUCCUAGGAUUUUGCCUGUCUUGCGUAUCCUGGUGCAACUGGUAAAGUUAUGUCUAAUCACAAUAACAGUGAUUUGGAGUCAGUUGAGCAGGGUUGGCAGAGAGGGACAAGUGAUCGUUUGAACAAUGAUCUCUGAUGUGACACCACCAAUAUGGGUAGGCUGAAAGACGACUAGCAGAAGAAGCUGACUUGCAUUUUAUUGAACAUGUGCUGCCCACGUGGUUCCAUCAGUAUGUGUGUGGUUUCAGGCUUGACAGCUUAAAGAAAGAGUUUGGUGAAUUGGUACCCCCGCAAAACCUUUCAGAUAUAAUUCUCCAUGUUGACCAGUCAUUUAAUCGGGCUUAUUCAACACUCGUGGUUUGAUAGUUCAGAGGAAGGUGAUGCAAUCAGCAGAGGUACUAGGUGUAAACAGGUGUAUUCAAAAUAAUUCUUGGGCCACUGGUAGAUGGAUAAGAUCUGUACUGAGCGUGCUCUCAUCAUGGUAGCUCAUGAGCAACAAGCUGCCAUUUGUUGGAUGAGAUUUUACAAUGGAGUUUUACUGACCGAAGCUAUAUCCUUGCAUUGGCUUUCUAUCAAUCCUGUUACGUUCAUCCUUUUUGGCUGUAUCACCAUGCAAUAAUUGGCUGCUUUUACUUCCAUGUGUCAAAUAAACUUUUCCUUACCUGGAUUGUAUGUGAUCUUGAAGGCGAGAGAGCUAUGGAAUCUACCCUCUUCUUUUGUCCUUGUUUUGCAGAAUUUGCCCAGCCGUUGUCAUGAGAACGACGGUGCCUGUACUUCCGAUGACGGAUCAGCGUCAAGGUGGACACUCAGAGCCGUCACAGCCCUUCCGUCCUCAAACCCUUAUCCAUAUCUGCACACCCGGAGGCGUGCGGUGAAGCCAUCGGUCAAUUCCAGCUGCUUUUCACCGAUGCAGCCAGCAGUGGCGGAGAGAGGUAAUGAAUGGCACACAGCUCUUGACCUGGAAGCUCCCAGCCUCGUGCUGGGCCACGGUGGCGCGAUGGACUGAUGGUAGCCAGCCAAUAUCUCAUGGAAAUAUGUGCCGAAAAGGAUUUUCACUGCCUUUUGGGGAUUGCUUGACUUCGUCCAAGACGACCGAACGUGGAGAGGAUGAGCUUUCGAAGGAGCCACGGCCGCACUCACUUGCUGCAAAGUGUUGUGGGUUAGGUUGGUUGUGAGUGGCUUUGAUCAUGGAGCGUGUACUGGUGACUUGACUGGCAGAGGAAUAAUCUCCGAUUCUUGGCACUGGACUGGACACCGGAGAGAAUUGAGAUGUACUACUACUACUUCCCUUCCAUGGGGGGUUCGUCAAUUUCAGACGACCGGCCGGUCCUGUGUGGCUGCAGAAAUUCCAAAGGGGCUGAUUGUGACUGCUUUGUCGCGACGUGAGCCUGGGCGUUGCGUUGGAGAGAGAGAGAGAGAGAGGGAGGGAGUUGGGAGGAAGGAUGGGAUGGCAAGGCGUUUGCUGGAUGGGGUCACGUGAUGCGUCUGCGCAGCGCAACGGCCGGGCCGGUGCCGGUGCCGGUGCCGGUGCCGCCGCGGCGACGGGAUCGCGCGCGCGUGGUUGGUGUGACGGCGCGGCGCGCCGCGCGCGUGGCCAACCUUGAGCUUAUGCAUCACAUGCAGGCGGCUGGGGACGUGCGUGAGCGUGAUCCCCUCCCCACCCCCACCCCCGGGCGGCUGCGGCUGCGUGCGCUUGCUUCUCACCGAGAAGAAAAUGGCGGCCGGCCCAGGGCAGCUCCGGGCGCGUCACGGCUUCGACGCCCGAUCGGGCAGCCGUUGCGCGUCCGUCGCCACAGCUUGGGGGGCCGCGUGUCGACUUCUCUGCCACGCCACGUGUCUGCGUGAGAGGCGUUGUAUAAGGUCGUAGUCGUCCUAGCACACCCAAAUCUCGAGGGAUUCUACGGGAAAUCCUCCUGUGUCUAGUGUCUACCUGGGUGAUGUUUUAAAAUUCAUCAAAAGAUUUGGGUUAUGUUUUAAACUCGGAUUUUUGAAUUAACAGUUGUUAUAUCUUUGUUACCACGUA